AUGGAGCAAAAAACACCAAAAGAGGACCAAAAUGGCGCCGAAAAUCUGGAGUUUAGCCCUGUGCUAGAGGCGUCAUGGGCGAAAUACGUUCCCGGCCCUAGCAUCAACAGAUUGUUGAAGUUUGAGGGCCGGAAGAUGAUCAACUGUAUCUUAGCCCUAUCAGGAUCGUUUAUCAUCUUUUUCGGUUAUGAUGCCUCUGUUAUGUCACAAGUCAACGACAACGUGGAUUACGAACGGCUGAUGGGCGUUAACAAUGGAACCGAUAGAGACUCUGCUGCGAAAGGUGGAAUUGUUUCGAUCUGGUUUCUUGGUUUUGGUCUUGGUGCGAUCAUGGUGGGUUCGUAUGCUGAUAGGAUUGGAAGAUUGAGAACCGCUUUCCUGGGAUGCCUUUGGGCAUUGCUUGGGGCGGCUCUGCAGUGCUCAGCCCAGAACAUUACCUGGAUGAUGUUUUCACGUAUUAUCAACGGAAUAGGUUGUGGCCAUUUGAAUACGGUGGUUCCUCUUUGGACUUCAGAAAUUGCAGAACCUCGGAUGAGAGGUAUGUUUGUGGCUACUCAAUUCACCCUGGCACUGGCUGGGUCCACCAUUGUGUACUGGAUGGAAUAUGGAUUGUCUAUUCAUGAGAGUGCACCAUUAGCGUGGAGAUUUCCAAUUGGGUUCCAAAUGCUCUUUCUAUUCAUCAACAUGUGUGCCAUUCCGUUCUUCCCUGAAUCUCCAAGAUACCUUUUCUCUGUAGGCAAGGUUGAAGAGGCCAAGUUGGUUUUGGAGAGGUGUCGUCUAGAUCCUUCUCCAGAAGCAAUUGACGAGGAGAUGAGCGCCAUUCUUAUGGACUUGAACUUGGAGGUUGGCCAUGCUGUUGGCUGGAAAACUCUUUUGAUGCCCUUUUUUGGCCAGAAAGAUCCAAUGCACAACCUUCGCCGUGUUGUACUCGGUGCUGGUGUACAGGUGAUGCAGAAGCUUACAGGAAUCGACUUCAUUGCUACAUAUGCCCCGCAAAUGUUUCAAUUGUCUGGAUUCUCAGCAAACAGAUCCACAUUGUUGGCUGGAGGUAACUUUUUCGUAUAUUGGCUAUCGCUGGCCACGGCAAUAUACACGAUUGAUAACGUUGGUCGUCGUAAGCUAAUGUUGUCGGGCCUUGUCAGUAUGUUUGUGGUACUUUUUAUCGGUGGUGGCCUUGCCUAUAAAAUUCGUGCUGAUCCAGAUGCGUCAAACAUAACCGCCAUGGGCAACGGUAUUUGUGCUGUUCUGUACCUGUACACGUUUGCGUACGGAAGUACAUGGCUGACUGUCUGUUGGCUAUAUCCCUCUGAAAUCUUUUCGCUUCAGACGAGAUCCAAGGGUGCUGCCAUUGCUGUGAUUGCAUUUUCUCUUACUGGAGGAGCUAUUAAUGAGAUUGUUCCAUACCUCAUCAAAGCUGUUCAUUAUUGGGUGUUUUUUAUUUUUGGGUUUUUGAAUCUGGGAAUGAUCGUGCCUGUCUAUCUGUUCUACCUUGAGACUUCCAGGAGGACUUUGGAAGACUUGGACAUUCUCUUCAUGUCUUCUUCGCCAUUUGUAUGGAGGGCAGAAAGAGAUUAUGAAAAGAAUAAGGAAGAUAUCCAGGACAGAGGUCUUCACCAAUCGGAUACCAAGGAAGAGCUCGAGUACAUUGAGGAAGACACAUAA
Kuraishia capsulata CBS 1993 is the source of this 1662-nucleotide messenger RNA. RefSeq lists its product as uncharacterized. The record is from RefSeq and is a predicted model, not a curated record. The transcript has a single exon. The coding region runs from base 1 to 1662 and encodes 553 amino acids. Gene Ontology annotation, molecular function: carbohydrate:proton symporter activity. Gene Ontology annotation, biological process: carbohydrate transport; transmembrane transport. NCBI's taxonomy places the organism in Eukaryota, Fungi, Ascomycota, Pichiomycetes, Pichiales, Pichiaceae. Gene Ontology annotation, cellular component: membrane.